Molecule: messenger RNA, 567 nt
Organism: Cylindrotheca closterium
Lineage: Eukaryota; Bacillariophyta; Bacillariophyceae; Bacillariales; Bacillariaceae
Source: the annotation of a GenBank genome assembly
AUGAGUGUACCAAAGACAGCCUAUAGCAUUGCCGCUGCCAACUUGCACUGGCUUACUGCAAUUCCAGCUGUUGGAUGUGUUGCUACUGUCCUUCAGGCACAACAAGCACCAAAGGAGGACAAGGGGAAAUUGAUGCAUCGUCACAAGAGCUUGGGACUUCUUACGGGAAUGAUCGUGGUUCCCCGAGUUGGCUACCGUCUCUUCAACAGAUCUGCUUACAAGGUUUUUCCAUUGGAUGGAAGUAAGCUUGAGCAUUUUGCUGCUAACGCCACUCAUGUUGGUUUGUAUGCCUUCAUGACAAUCAUGCCAGCUUCUGGUAUUGCUAUGGGUUAUUACGGUGGCAAGGGACUUCCAUUCUUCUGGACUUCUUUUCCUGGUAUCACCAAGACCCCAGAGAACAAGAAGAGCACAGGGAAAAUUGCUGGGCAGAGCUUCAAAAUUCACAAGACACUUGGUACCUAUGGAAAAUUCCUUAUCCCUCUUCACGUCGGAGGUGCCUUUUCACAUGUCUUCAAGGGACAGUCAAUCUUUUCUCGAAUUCUUCCAUGGGGCAGACCUAAAAUGUAA